AGUAAAGUUUACGUGUAUCAGUAGGCUUUGUAUAAAAAAAGAAAUAAAUUUUAAUAUGUUUGAAAAUUCAACCAAAAAUCCAUUUGAUAAAAGGUUCCCACUGAUGAUGAAUCCUUAUUUUAAACUUUUCUUCUUCAGGCAAACCAAAGCUCCCUUGCUAUAAUUUUCUCUCUUUGCCUCAAUCACAUUAUCCAUAGUCUUUCAUGGCGUCUUCUUCAACUUCUUCUCGUCAAAUGAAACACCAAGUUUUCUUGAGCUUUAGAGGUGAAGACACACGCCUUAACUUCACCAGUCAUCUACUCAAAGCUUUGAAAAACAGGGGACUGAAUGUCUUCUUCGAUGAAGAAAAACUAGAGAAAGGGGAGCAACUUUCACAAGCAAUUUCUCAAGCAAUUGCAGCCUCAAAUCUCUCAAUCCUUGUUUUAUCUAAAGACUAUGCUUCUUCGAAAUCAUGCUUAGGUGAACUCUCUCAGAUCAUGAAGUGUAAAAAGACUCAAGGACAUAUUGUUCUUCCCAUCUUUUACCAUGUUGAUCCAUCCCAUGUGCGAAAUAUUGGUGGGACUUUUAAGACAUCCUUCGGAGAGCAUGAAUCAAAGAGGCCGGUUGAUGAAGUGAAGCGAUGGAAAGCAGCCUUCACUGAAGUCGGUACAUUAAAAGGGUGGCAUAUAGAAGGAGGCAAAUUUGAUAGAUCUGAAACUGAGUACAUUAAAGAUGUGGUUGGAUAUGUUUUAAAAAAGUUGAAUAGCAAUUGUACAAGUGUUUCUGAAGAAUUGGUUGGAAUAGAAUAUCAGAAAAAUGCUAUUUUGAAGCUGAUUAAGCAAAAAGACUGUCGUGUAUUAGGACUUUGGGGAAUGGGUGGUCAAGGUAAAACAACCCUUGCUGAGGCUGUAUAUAAAGAAAUCUCUUCAGAAUUUGAAAGUAGUUGGUUUCUUCAAAAUGUUAGGGAGAAAGUAGAAAAACAAGGGAAGGAAUCUUUACGGAAUCAACUUUUUUCGAAAUUAUUGAACUCAGAUGUUGAUAUAGGCACCCCCUGCAUUAAAUUCACUUUAACUCAAAAGAGGCUGAUCAACAAGAAGGUACUUGUUGUCCUUGAUGAUGUUGAUGACAGAGACCAAAUAGAGUAUAUGGGUGUUGAAUAUUUUGGUGAUGGAAGUAAAACCAUUAUAACAUCAAGAGAUAGACAAGUGCUUGAGAGUGGAGGAGCUGACACAAUACAUGAGGUGAAAGGGUUAAAUGAGAAGGAUUCUCUUCAACUUUUUUCUACCUUUGCGUUGAAGCAGUUGAAUACCGCAGUUGGUUUUCAAGAUCUAUCCCGUAGGUUUGUAAAGUACACCCAAGGCAAUCCACUUGCGCUUAAAGUUUUGGGUUCUGAUUUAAAUAAAAGAAGUAUAAAUUAUUGGGAAAGUAAGGUGGAGAAGCUAAAGGACUGUCCCCCAGAGAAAAAAAUUGCAGAGGCUUUGAAAAGUAGUUAUGAUGGGCUAGAUAUAGUAGAGCAGAAUAUAUUUCUUGACAUUGCAUGCUUCUUUAAAGGGGAACCCAUAAAAAGAACAAAACUUAUUCUAAGUGGUUGUUAUAAGGGUGCAGACUGUGGAAUCAACAAAUUGGUUGACAAAUGCCUCAUCAAUGUCUCAUCUUCUCCAAAGUUCUUUCCUGGUUGGGGUUAUCAUAUAAUGCGCAAUUUGACAUUACCAGAUAUAAUUGAUAUGCAUGAUACGCUUGAAGAGAUGGGAAAGGACAUUGUUUGUCAAGAAUCUAAAACCCUUGGUAAGUGCAGUAGACUAUGGAAUCUUAAACACGUGGAAGAAGUGCUCAAAUAUAAUAAAGGAACAGAUCGAAUUCGAGGAAUAAAGUUAGACAUGCCACGUAUGGAUAACUUAUCAUUCCAACCUUCUGUUUUUAAAAACAUGACUAAUCUUAGAUAUGUUUUCUUCCAUUUUGCUUCGGGUUCGCCGCCAUAUUCGUUCGGGGGAAAGCUUAAAUAUUAUAAGCUACCUAUAUUCAAUCUUGAUAUUAAAUCUAUUCCGGAUGAGCUAAGGUAUCUUCGAUGGGAUUAUUACCCCUUCAAAUCUUUAUCAACAAAUUUUAAUCCAAAGAACCUUGUUGCAUUGAUAUUACAACAUGGAAACAUGGAACAAUUAUGGAACAAAGAUCAUCAGGAUCUUGUUUAUUUACGGGAAAUUAAUAUUUUUGGUUGCAAAAAUUUAAAGAAGAUCCCUAAUUUAUUAGGAGCCCUCAACCUUAAAACACUUGACUGUGAAGAAUGUGAAAGUUUGGUCGAACUUGGUUGCCUUGACCAUUUGACAUCACUUGAAACAGGAAUAAAAGAAGUACCUUUUUUCGUUAAGCUUCUCGACAGACUUCAACGGUUGACCUUGACAAAGUCAAUGGUAAAAGAUGGAUCAAGCAAUAUUUCAAAGUUGAAAUCCCAAAAAAAUCUAGAUCUCAGUGGUUGUCCAAUCGUUAAAUUUCCAACUGUUGAUGUGCCCUCACCAAGCUUGAGGUUUAAAAGCCUUAAGUAUAUGCAUAUGGGUGGUUGCACGAGCCUCAAAUUACUCUCAGAGCUUCCACCAUAUCUGCACCAGUUGGAUGUACAUGGCUGCAGAUCAUUAGAAAAAGUUUCCUUUGCGGAUCAAAAUUUAUAUCAGUUUGAUUCAUUAGAUGAUGAUAAUGAUGAUAAUGAGUUUUUCAUGCUAUUCUGUAAUUGUUUCAACUUGAAUCAAGAGUCAACUAAUAACAUUGAGGCCAAUGCCAUGCUCAAAAUUGGAUCCCUAGCUAAGGAAUGGGCAGCGACAUAUGCUGGGAAAUCCCGAGCUAAGGAAUGGGCAGCGACAUCUGCUAGGAAAUACCGGCAUGAUAACUCUUCAUAUUUUAUUUGUUGUUUCCCAGGAAACAAAAUUUCAGCAAAUAAGUUCAAUUGUCAGAGCAUGGAUUGUCAGAGCAUCUAUUCUUCCUUACGCAUGGCUCCUUCCUUAAGUUUGAAGAUAGCCCCAAAUGGGGGUAGUGGGCGCAGAUUUUUGGUUUUUGCUAUCUGCAUUGUGGUUGAUCUCACUUGCUACCCUAGAAGAUAUCCUCAAUGUAUUUGUGAGUACGAACUUACAGCCGACCGUUUUGGUUAUGAAAAGCGAACAACUGGAAUAUCUAUGUUAGGGCUUCGUAAGGCAAGGCAUUACAUGGGUGAUCACGUGGGUGAUCACGUCUUUAUUCUAUCUAGCAACAACAUGGUUAAAAAAGACCAGAAUUAUGUGAUGGCAUCAUUUCAAUUCUACAUCAAUGAUUGGGCGGGCGAAAAAGAGAUCCAGGUGGAGAGAUGUGGUGUUCAUGUAUUUUACGUGGAUGCAUAGAGUGAUACAGAUGAUACAGAUGGUACUGAAAAGUGACAUGUUGGGAACAAAAGAAGCUUUAGCCAUGAUGGUGAAGAAGGGGAUGGACUUAAAAGAUUGAAAUAGUAUGUAUUUCUUUCCAUCCUUGGCUCUGCUUUUGAGGAAUUUCAACUUCUGAAUAAUGUCAUCCUAAUGCAUAGCUAUAGCGUAUAUUGUCCAAGAAGAAAAUUCUUCUCCAUAUAUAUUAAUUAAUUUGGAGGAAAAUUGAACGGUAACUGGAGAUUUCAAUACAGUAGCAAAAUGAUUCUGCUUUGGAGUUGAUAAAAUAUCCACAAGGGAUUUUGGUGGGUACCAAAAUUCAGAUAUUAAAAUUCAUACAUAUUUCUAUUGACAGUUGACUUGUUAUUGGUUGGUUUUUUUUUUUUUAAUUCAUAGGACCAAUGGUGGACUCGGUUCAGCUUCAUUGUUUAGUUCUAGCAUUGGUGUCAUCUGAUUAGGGAAUGACAAAUCUUUGAGAAUGCCACUGCUGAAUUGGAGCUUUAGCCAUACAAGGAGGAACACCUGAGCUAUUUGUCAACUCAAAGUCAAAGUAAUCUUUUGAGCCCCUUUUUGGGUUCUGGCAAUUCAGUCUUCGUGGAGAAAAUUUGCAACAGAUCUCAAAACUUGAGGGAUAAACACAUGGAGCUGGAGGCAACCUUUGACAGUUUUCAUUCUCAAGCUAGAUUGGGUAUAGAAUAUAUUCUCCAAGAAGGAAAUUCUCCAUAUUAAUUGAUUUGGAGGAAAAUUGAAUGGCAACUGGAGAGAUUUCAAUACAGUAGCAAAAAGAUCCUGCUUUGGAGUUGAUAAAAUAUCUAUAAACAGCCCAAAUUAGUCGGAUCGUACUCAAAAUAUAUAUGUAAUUAGCUCAUAAAAGUAAGGGGGUUAGUGGUAGGUGCCCAAAUUUAGUUCUUAAGAUUCAUACUUAAAUUAUUUUUAGAUUGGUUGGAUUUAUUAAUUCAUAGGAUUAAUGGCGGACUUUAUUCAGCCUCAUUGUUUAGUUUCUAUCAUCGGUGCUCAUAUGUUAUCAACUCAUGAUUACAUGAAUUCAUGUUAAUUAGAAAGACUGGUUUCUCUUAUAACCUUUGCUUUUAUGUUGAUUUAGGAGUAGGUGUUUCCUAUUUGUUGUGAGAUUCGAUACUCAACAGAACUUGCAGAUUAUGGAUGGUUCUGAUAUCCUUUUUCUCACCAACAAAACAAGUUCCCAUGAAAUUUCUGGUAUUAAAGUCAAGUUUGUGACCAAUGCAAAAUAUUUUUAGCCAAUAAUGAGUUGGAGCUUUAGCCAUAUAAGGAGGAACACCUAAGCUGCAAGAGCUUCAAUUUCUUUUACUUGAUGCUUAUUUUAUUUAUGUGUUUGAACUGAUAUUUUGAGACAAUGCAAGUUGUCAACAGAUUUACCUUAUUGAUUCUAUUCAUAUGAUGGUUCAACGCAAAAUUGAAGGAAUCUUUUGAAUACCUUUUCUGGGCUCUGGCAAUUCAGUCUUGGUGGAGAAGUAAGUUACCUUUGACUUAUUAUUAUGAUUUUAGGUUCAUCUAAUGCUUAUUUUCUCCAGAUCUAUCAACGUAUUAUAUGAAUUUAGAAAUUCCGAGAGUAGCUCGUAUCUCAGAUCUUGUGGUAUGAACACAUGGAGCUGGAGGCAAGCGUUUGACGGUAUCAUUCUCAAGUUGGAUUGGUGAGCUUAUGUUUAUCCCAUUGAGGAACCCAAGAAGAUACUAGAAAAAAAUUAAAUGAUUUGAGUUUAGUUUGAAGUGAAGAGCUGGUUUCAUGGUAGAGCCAUUGGAAUUGAUUAUUUUCUUAUCUUGGAUUUUGAUUAUCAGAUCAAUUGGGGCUGAAAUUUCUUUUUGACUCCAUAGGAUCAGUGGUGGACUUCAUUCAGCUUCAUUGAAAAGUAGAGAUUUAAUCAUCUGUUGCAGAUUAAGGGUGGGUUUGAUAUCUUCUUUCUCACCAACAAAACAAGUUCCACAAAAUUUCUAGUGUUAAUGUCAAGAUGUCAGUGAUUGGUUUAAGAAAAGCAGAUGAGGAAAGAGAGAGUCAAGACGACAUUAAUGGCAGAUGAAUUUUCCUAGUUGAUGUCGUUCAACUUUGCUUCAAGCUUUCUGGUUGUUGGAGCUUUGGAGGAGCCAUAUGCUCUUGCCAAUUUAGCCUUCCUGGCAUUAACUAUUCUAUCUGUUGGAGUUUGAGAGCACUUUAACCGGGUAAAGUAAGAGUUGCAAACAAAGCACCAGCAGCAACGUAAUAUACUCGGGUAAAGAAUGAAGGCAAAAAUGCUUCCAGUUCAAGCUUUAAGAGCAGAAAUUGGAAGGAAAACAAGAACAGAGCUAAAGCAAAGAAAGAAGGAGCAUGAAGAAUAGUUGAGAGUAUUGAUGAAAAAAGAAUUGUAUUUUUUCAUACCUUCAUCAUAGGCAGAUUGCCAUUACAUAUAUCAAAAUAAAAAAAAACUUACAAGUCAAAUUUCUACCUAAA
This is a messenger RNA of Gossypium arboreum, 5820 nucleotides long. Its product is annotated as disease resistance protein RPV1-like. The record is from RefSeq and is a predicted model, not a curated record. Bases 204 to 3341 code for a protein of 1045 amino acids. The transcript is spliced from 14 exons. Gene Ontology annotation, biological process: defense response; signal transduction. Gene Ontology annotation, molecular function: ADP binding. Lineage: Eukaryota; Viridiplantae; Streptophyta; Magnoliopsida; Malvales; Malvaceae.